AUGGAACUUGACCCAAAACAAUAUAAAAAGUUAUUUUAUUUAUUAUCAGAUAUGAGUAAUAAAAUUAAUAAGAAACUUACUAAUUAUCUUUCAACUAUUUUAGAUAAGCUUUGCAUUGAGAAAAAUCAAGAAACAAAUAUAAUUGAUAAAUUGGUUCAUCAGCAAAGUCAAAUAAGACAUAUGAAAAAAUGUCUAGUUUGCCAGAUCUCUAAUAUUGAUAAUAAGAAACAAGUUUGUCCUAAAUGCAAAAAUAAAUUACCAAUGCUUGCUAAGAUAGUCAACAAACAAUCUAAGAUUGUAAAUACUACUGAAAAAUCACCUAUUUCUCCUUACAUAUUUAAACAAUGA
This is a messenger RNA of Cetraspora pellucida, 348 nucleotides long. NCBI's taxonomy places the organism in Eukaryota, Fungi, Glomeromycota, Glomeromycetes, Diversisporales, Gigasporaceae. The record is from the annotation of a GenBank genome assembly.